UGAAUAAGAAGGUUUUUAAUUACAAAAAAUGCGCAAAAAGAAAAGUUCAAAAACAUUUAUUAAAUUAUCGAAUCAUCCUCGUAUAUGGUUUUUGACAGAAAAUUUAUUGAAAAUCGCAUCGUAGUAGGCUUUGACAUUCAACUUCAAUAAAAGCAAUUUCCGAGAAAAAAUCAGUCAGUUGUCAAAAGUGCGUUGCCCGGUAAACAUUAGAUAAGUGUCACAGCAAGUCGAUAAAGAAGAGUUCCUACAUUACCUGCUGAAGCUAGUUUUUUUGACAUAUCGACGAAAAAUUGAAGAGAUUUGUGUUGAUAUUUCUUCAGAGAACUUCUAGAAAUUGGAUGAGAACUUCACAUCGCUGGAUAAUCUUUGAAAAAAGUGCUUUAAAAUCAAUGUGUCGAAUCGCUAUUAGUCCGAAAAAUGUAACGGGUAGGAGUAUAUUGGAGUUGCUAGUAUAUACAUCAAUUUUACUCGGUUUUAAAAUUAGUUUUUUUUUCGAAAAGCAACUCAUGUUUGUCGACGUCGUAUAUGCCGAUGGGACACAUGCGCAGAAACAUCUUUCUGUCUGUUGCAUCGACAUCGACGAUGUGGUGUAUUUGUGAUCGUUUCUUUUGACAAUAAAGACGUUGGAUCUUCAGAACUUUACACCUUUCGAAUUUAUUUUCUGUGGAAAAAGUACGAGCGGAAAAUGAUUCUGCAGGAUUUAGUUUUUCGAAGGUGUAAAUUCUGCACAGAUCGAACGGACAAGGCUGCAAAAAUAGUGGCCGGCGAUGGUUUUACGAUUUUUGUUAAACUCAAAUGAACUUAUUUGGAAAAAACCGUAUUUUUUAAUAUAUUUAUUUUUUUAGCGAUGUAGUUUUUUAAAUUUUUUUUUUAUUUUUAACUUUAGCAAUAUUUUUUUAUUAAGAAAACCUUCGUAGUUUUCGGAUUUCUAUCUAUUUUUGCUUUAACACCUUGUAUAUAUCAUAUAUAUUAUUAUUCUAUAACACACAUAAUGUAAUUUUUUGGUUACCAAGUAAAAAAAUUUGAGUUUAAUAAAAACCUGGAGGCAUUGAAGGCUUGCUAUGAAACGGAAUGAGUCAUUGAGUAUUGAGGUCAGAAUGAAAGAUCGUCGCCGGGAACAGAAGAUUUCCGGAGUUAAAUAUACCGGGUAACGCGAAAAAAUGGUUUUUGGACCUAGGACUGGAAAGACGAGACAACGAAUGGAACAUGGGACUUCGUUGACUUCAAUUCGAGGAGGGACCUUUCAGAAGAGAAAUGGUAUGAAGGAGCCAGAUCACUUUAGCGAAACGCUAUCAGAGGGAGUGCAGUUGACGUUGAGUGAGCUGCGCGAGAUGGCCUGUCAGCAGCAAGCGCAGAUCGAAUCCCAGCAUCAGCUGCUGGCCGCCAAAGAACAACGGUUGAGGUACCUGAAGGAGCAGGAGGCGCGACAGCAGCGCGUCCAUGCCGAGAGCGAGCGACUACGCAGAUUGAGGGAUCGCGUCGAUGCGCAGGAACUCAAACUGCGCAAGCUCAGAGCGCUCAGAGGCCAAGUUGACCAACAUAAGCAGAAUAAUAUUUCUCUCACUAGUGAUCUUGACUCGAUUAGAGCUCUGUUCAAUGAAAAAGAGAAAGAAUUAUCGCUGGCAGUGGCGAAAGUGGAGGAACUUACAAGGCAGUUGGAAGAACUGCGCCGAGGCCGGUCUAACAAAAACUCACCGCCACCAUCCGCCUUGGAGUUGGAUAAACUAAGGAGAGAGCUUAUGUACCGAAACAAAUUGAACGAGCAACAAAAUCAAAGGCUACAUCAGCAACGCGAAGCUCUGACGGCCAGGCAGGAAGAGAUGAGUGCAAUCGACAAACGAAUCUCCGAACUCCAAGAAAGAUUACAUCGCAAACGUUUGCUGAAUCAACAAUUGGCGAACCAAAUAAGUGCCACUUCGCAUAAAGCCGCCUACCAUCAGUUAGUAAGAUUAACUGGAAGUCAAGAUCAAACCAACCAAGCAUUCAUGAGAAAACACCAGCAACCAAACGAUCGAAAAGGGUUUUCCAGAGGGAAUAUCGCCGCCGUUGAACCUUAUAAUCACAUCCCCGUCCAAACGCAAACAAAUCAACAAAUCAAGAAUAUUAAUCAUCCAGACAUGAAGAAUCCCGCCUACGACCUGUAUCAACCAUCCUUUUACACGAAGAAAGACCAAGAAUCUCCGAAAGCAAAUCACGGAAUCCAAGAUAUUAACAAUAACAUUCCGAACAUGUACUCGCCCAAACCCGAAGAAAACGACAUCCUCAAAGAAUUUUCCGCAUCGAAAAUCGAUCCGAAAUAUCAAACUUUACCGUACAAUACGAAAUUCACCGUUAAUCUGAUCAUGAACAAAAUGAACAAAGAAGAAAAUAGUAUUAAUAUUAAUAAUAAUAAUAAUGAAGAAAGUAAAGAGAACGAUGUCGUUUUGCAUUCUGGUCAUAUGACCGUACACAGCGCCCCUUUGUACAUGGUUAAUAGGAACAUUGCUAAAGCUUUAAAUCAACAGGAUUUGUUGGCGAAGAAUAAUAGUGAGAAUAAGGACGUUUUAGUAAACGGUCAUGAUGAAAGUUCGCAUAGGGAUAGGGAGAUUUUAACAAAUUAUACUAGUUCUUCAACUAUGCCUACAGCAUAUCAGAAACCCGUCAGUAGCGUAGCACCUACAUCCGUACAGCACACUAGUCUUCUAUCUAACGUUUACCAAACCAGUUCUAUAAAGGUUCAACCUGUAGAACCCCAAACUAUUCAUGGCACCAAUACAUCAACAAGCACUACAAGCAACUCUAUACCCACUACAAGCAAUUAUAUAUUUAACGCCAAUAAUUAUAUACCUACUACAAACUACUAUACACCAACUACGAACGUGUGCGUAUCGACUGCAAGCAACUAUAUUCCAACUACUAGCAGUUUUAAUAACUAUACGACAAGUCCUAGUAAUUACACGUCUUCUACUGUGCAAUCUUCUGCCUCGCUAGUGCUAUCGCCUCCACAAUCUAGUAGUACGCCUUUGAGUAAUACGCCGGAAAUUGUGAAAUCUCCGAAACCCGCUCUUCCUCCUAAACCUUCGAUCAAACCACCUCCGAGACAAACUCAGGCUCUAAGCGACGAAAAUGGAGCUUCGCCUGUUAUUUCCAAUGAGAUAGUUGAAGAUAGAAUAGAAGGCAAAAAAUUCGAGAGCAGUAAUCAAAAACAAGGUUCACUCACAACCACAUCGAACAGUACAAACAACGCAAAAACGGAAAUGAUAAUCAAAGCAAAACCACUUACAAUUAAAAAACAACCUUUUAGUGAACAACCGAAAUUGAGAUCGCUAUCUUCUAUCCAAAACGGCCUAAAUCUAAACAGAAGAAUAGCGGAACUACCGGUUUUGACCAAUUUUUCAAGCAACACAGAAAAAACGAAUUCGGACGAAAAAGACGAAACCGAUAAAUCGUCGAUCUCGGACGAAAACGAUGAAAAAUUCGAUCACGUGAUAAGGCGUUGUAAAAAAGGUAACUUGAAGCAAACUGGCAAACAAAAUCUGAGUCGUAGAGUCAGCUUCGACCCUCUAGCGUUACUCCUAGACGCUAGCUUAGAGGGUGAAUUGGAAUUAGUGAAAAAAACUGCGACGCAAGUAACGAAUCCUAGCGCAGCCAACGACGAGGGAAUCACCGCUUUGCACAACGCCAUCUGCGCGGGGCAUUUGGAGAUCGUUAAGUUUCUAGUUGAGUUCGGAUGUGAUGUAAAUGCGCAAGAUAGUGACGGUUGGACGCCAUUACAUUGCGCGGCCAGUUGCAAUAAUUUGACUAUGGUGAAAUUUUUGGUCGAACAUGGAGCGUGUAUUUUUGCCACCACUCUUAGUGACCACGAAACGGCGGCUGAGAAAUGCGAAGAGGACGAGGAAGGAUUUGAUGGCUGUUCGGAGUACUUGUACAGUGUACAAGAAAAACUAGGAAUCCUGUCAGGUGGUAUAGUGUACGCCGUUUUCGACUACACGGCCCAACAGCCUGACGAACUGAGCUUUAAAGAAGGGGAUCAAAUAACGGUUUUGAGAAAAGGGGACGAAAACGAGAGGGAAUGGUGGUGGUCCAUAUUGGGCGAUAAGGAGGGAUACAUUCCAAGAAAUUUACUUGGGUUGUAUCCAAGGGUGUUGAAGAAUGAGGAUUAGAACUCGUCAAAAAUAAUGGGAUAUGUGCUGAAGUAGAAGAAAACACAAAUAUAUUUUUAGUCAUCCUCUUUAUAUGGAAUUGAAAGAGGCAUUUGAACUGUUAAUAUUUUUCACUCAGUUUAUAUAGAUUUUUUAUCUCUCUUAUAGUAGAGCUAGAUUACAUAAAUAUAAAAAAAACUAACAAAUCUUAUACAG
Molecule: messenger RNA, 4337 nt
Organism: Psylliodes chrysocephalus
Lineage: Eukaryota; Metazoa; Arthropoda; Insecta; Coleoptera; Chrysomelidae
Source: the annotation of a GenBank genome assembly